This is a messenger RNA of Cladocopium goreaui, 6882 nucleotides long. NCBI's taxonomy places the organism in Eukaryota, Dinophyceae, Suessiales, Symbiodiniaceae. The record is from the annotation of a GenBank genome assembly.
AUGAUGUCCCCUCCAAUUGAGGAUAAGGGGGGUGAUCACCCAAAGGGAACACCAGCCAGAAGUUCCAAUCAGGGGUCGUCUAGCAAGCCCUUACAGCCUCCCACUGAUCCGCCACCUGAGCCACCUGCACUUGGCAACGGCGACUCCUCCUACGGCACGAAUGACCCAAAGUCGAAGGAGAAGUUGGAUGCAGAGCGUUUGACAUCGGAGCGACCACCGAGGAGCGAGAUGGCAACUCCUGGAGGACCGAUGUCUGAGGCUGCAACACCUGGUGGGUUUUUGGGUCCACAGGUUCCGUUGUUUUCAGAAGAACAGUUGAGGAGUUUUGCAAUGAUUCACAGUCAAGCACCAUGGCUGUAUGGAAACCCACAAUCCAUUUUCACUGGUUCUGUCCCGCGUCCUGCAUUUUUGGAUGUUGACGCACAACAAGUUUCACAGAGUCAGAUGGAGAGAGAUGUGGAGUUUCUGAAGUUGCAGAUUGCGAAAGAUAGAGAAGAAAAGGAGGAAUUCAAGAGGCAGAUUCAAGCAUUGACAACAGAGAAUCAGAAGUUGAAAUCUAGGGUUGAUGGUGGUGAGAAGGUUUCCAGAGAGGAAGAACAUAGGUUUUCGACUCUUGAGGAACAGACUUCGAAACAGCUUUCAGGUCUUCGAGAGGAGGACACUGACUGGCUGAGGCGUAGAAGUUCUGAGGAAACCAGAGGAUCAAAGGAGGCCGAAAGACCACCAUUCCUCCCAGAGGCUGCAGAUCUUAAGGAGGCUGCAGGUUUUAAGACCCCCAAGGAGGCCGAAAGACCCCCAAAGGCGAAAGUUGAGGACGCAGGUGAGGGUACUGAGAGGGCGCAGUUUGAGAAGGGCGCUCCAAGGGCAGGUGAAACCACCUUCACUGAGAAGUCCAUCGAGUUCAUGAUGAUCAUGAUGGAGACUAUGAAAGACUUGCAGAAGAAGGUAACCGAAGGGAAGGAAGAAUCAGGAAUGGUUCGGGGUGUCGAGGUUGUGAGAACAGGCAUCCCUGAUCUUCCAGUUCUACAACAAUGGACUCCGAGUCAAGGACCUUUGCAGUUGGGAGAUUGGUUGCUGACGGUUGAACGGAUAGCAGCAGAUUUGUCAGCUUCAUCGGAGUUGUGGUGGUCGUUGAUGGUGAAAUCUGCUGAGCAGUGGUAUCAGAAACACAUGGCCAUGUCCCCACUUGACCGAGUUCAACAUGAAGUGAAGCCGCCCUCAGACGUUUCUUUGGAAAAAUUGCGGCUGAGUGUCUUUGGGAUCUUGACGCAGCUGUUGCUGACGUACUGCCCGGGCGGUGUGCUGGAAAAGCAGACCUUGCUCCGCAGUUUGGAGGAUCCUGUGGAGGUUGGAACUAUGUCUGAGGCGCCGUCUGCGAUUCGGCGGUGGCUUCGCUGGAAGUUGCGCACUCAAGAGAUAGGCCAAUUAACUGACGUCACCGUGAGCCAGUUCGCCACGCAUUUGGCGGAGGUGGAGCAGGUUGCUUUGUCUGAGAAAAGAGCAGCUGCAGUUGUGCCGAAGGGUGAGGCCAAGCUGAAGGCCAUGGAGGUGGACAAAGGCAAGGGAAAGGGCAGAGACAGGGUAGAAGGUGAGGAGAAACAGAAGCCUAGAUGCAAGUUUUUUCUGACAGAUGGAGGAUGCCGUAAAGGGAAAGAAUGUGGCUUCAGUCAUGAUGUGCGAGAUGAGAAAAGACGCUGCUACACUUGCGGCAGUGUGGAGCAUUUGGCUCCAUCAUGCACGAGGUCUUCUGGAGGCACUACGCAAGAGGAUGAGCGCAGGGACGUGAUGGAAAGACUUCAGCAGCAGUUGAAAGCCAUGAAGACCUUCAAGUUGAGGAGAUGGACAACGGGUGCAGAGGUGGGUUUGGUUGAUUCCGGGGCCACACAUGCACUUCGACCUCGGAAAGAUGGUGAAAAUGUUCAGUUGCAUCCACUGGUUGAUGUGGGUUUGGCUGAUGGAAGAGCAGUAAGGUUGAGAAUGGCACCAGGAGGAUCGAUGAUUUCUCCAUCACCGGCAGUUGAGCCGAUUGUGCCGAUGGGACAGCUGACGGAGGUGUUGGGGUGUCAAAUUGUUUGGAGCGAUGGAUCUAUGCAGUUGAAACAUCCCGAGAGAGGAGACAUUCCGAUCCACAUGAAGGAGGGCUGUCCACACCUUUCCAAGUCAGUUGCGUUGGAGCUGAUUGCAGAGAUCGAGGAUGCGAAGGUUGGCAUUCCGAAACAGAUUGGUGCAUUUGAUGAGGAGGUUUGUUGGAUGAGAAGGUUGGUGGAACAGCACACGGUUCUUUCAACACUUCCUGAACGCAUCAAGGAGAGGCUUGUGGUGUGUCCUGGGGAGUGGUCUUCAAUCCCUGGGAAUCGUCAUCAACGAAAAAGGUGGCGGCAAGAUGGGAUGAUGGUUCAUUUGUUUGCUGGACCUGACUCUGGUUUUACCCUGAAGAAGGCAUUACGUCAACAUGGUGGGCCAGAUGACAAGUUGCUGGAGGUGGAUUUGCAAAGAGGUCCACAACAUGACAUGUUGGCUGAUGAGGGUGUCUAUGCUGCGUUGAUCAGAGCAGCGUUUGAGGGUAAGAUCUUGUCGAUUGUGGCUGGUCCGAAUUGCAGGACUCGCAGUCUUCUCCGUCAUGUACCAGUUCCUGGACAACCCAAUGCGCCUCGCCCGAUCAGAAGGUGGGGUGGUGAAGAGUUUGGGGUUGCAGACGCGACGGAAGAGGAGAUUCAGAAGCUGCAUGCCGAUGACAUCAUGAUGUGGAGGUGCAUUUUCCUGUUCAUGUUGUCCACCUACAUGAGAAGGGCCAGAAGGAUGAACGAUUGGGUGGCAUUUGGACUUGAACAACCAGCCUCCCCGAAGGACUAUAUGCCUGAGGUGGUCAGUUUUUGGGACACCAAGGAAUGGAAGGCGAUCUCAGAAGAGUUCGAGCUGGAGGAGACAACCUUCAAGCAGGGCACUAUGGGUGGAGCCUCGCCAAAGCCCACUACGUUUGGUGGAAACUUGGAGCUGAACAUGAAUGCCUUCCAGAGGAGGAAUUUUGGAGGACCAGUCAAGGUUUCAAGCUCUUUGGAUUUGUCGAGGUGGGCCCCUGGCGUGAUGGCUAUGGUGUCUACGGCAUUGAUCCAACAAGUGUGCCAGUCUGGUGUGAAAUGCAAAGCGAUGACAUGGGAGGAGCACUUGGAGUUCAGGCGAGUGAAAGAUCCAUUGGCGGGGGUGCUGUCAAUUGACACGGCAGGGCCUCUGAAGCCAGCCUAUGACAUGGGUGGAUCGAUGGUGCGAUAUUUUCUGGUGGGUGCUUUGACAUGGAGGGUGCCCCAAGGAACAAAUAAGUUGAAAGAUCCCCCAGAAGAAGAAACACCUGAUGAUGCCCCACUGAUCGAAGCCGAUGGCCAGGAGGAGGAACCACCAGAUGAGGACGGGUCGGGACAGAGGGUCCUGGUCCAGCUCUCUGGUGAAGCGCCGGGUGAUGAGAGGAGCCACCCUGGCCGGGUCCCGGAUGAGGACGGGUCGGGGGUUGAUCCCCUGGUCCAGCUCUCAGGUGAUGGAGCAGAGCCGCUCCGGACCCAUGGCCCCCAAACUCUGGAUGAGGCCACGGAGAUGCGAGUUUUUCAGAUGGCAUUGCCGAUGAAGUCGAAGAAGGCGAAGGAAGUGGUUGCCACUGUGAUGGAGUUUGUGUUGAGGCUGAGGUCAGAAGGGUAUCAUGUGGGGAGGAUCCAUUCAGAUCAAGGCCAUGAAUUUGCAGGGGAGUUCAAGCGUUGGGCAUUGCAAAGAGGAAUUUACCUGACGAAGACCCCUGGAGACGAUCCAAGUGGAAAUGGUCGUGCUGAGAUGGCCGUGAAAGCCUUCAAGAAUUACAUCAGGAGGACGGUGAGACAGGCCUCUGAAGAUGCCAAGUGGUGGCCGUGGGCGUUGCGCUAUGCCAACGAGGUAGAAAGAUGCAUCCGAAUGGAUCAGAAGCCAGAGUGGCCCAGAUUUUUGCAGGAGGUGAGGGUGAGGAAAAGAACUUGGAGGAAAGACGAUUUGUCAUCCAGGGUGGAGAAAGUGCAGUAUCUCUGCCCCUCCGUGGAAAAUCAUGGGCACUGGAUUUACAAAGAGGGAGAAGCCCCAAGGCUGACCAGGUGCAUUUUAGCGCCAACUAUAGAGCCUGAGGAUGAAGCAGUUUGGAUUGCGGUUGAGAAAGAAGGCCGUGAUGCCCAAGAACAGCGGAGGAGAAUCAGGGGGAAAUCUACGUUGAGAAAGGUGGAUUCUUCCUUGAUGGAUCAAGAGGAGGUUGAAGAAGAGGAGAAGAAAGUUGAGUUGAGAAGGGUUAUGAAGUUGGUUGAGGAGGAGAUGCAGACUCUCAUCAACGAAGACCCAGAGCUUGCAGCAGAUGAAGUCCGAAUUUUGGGACGCUUGAAGAAGAUGGUGGAGGAACAGGGGGAGAAUGAAGAAAUUUUGCAGACAAAGAUCAUCUCUCCCAAGGAGGUUCUUCGAAAUUGGGAUGAUUGGGAGCCUUCCAUCAGAAGUGAGGUGGAGUCAUUGACCGUUGAGAAGAUGGCAUUGAAGCCCCUUUCCAAAACUGAGGUUGAGGAGUUGAGGCUGCAGGCACAGAAAGAAGGGAAGAAGCUGGAAGUCUUGCCUUCGAAGAUGGUGUUCACAAUCAAGCCAGGUGGAAAGUUGAAAAGCCGGUGGGUUGUCUGCGGGAACUAUGCGGAGAAAAAGGAGGGCGAAGAGACGUACUCCACCGGCGCAGACGCAACUACUCUGCGCAUCCUUGUGUGGACAUCAUCCAAAAUGGGCUGGUGUGGAUGCGUGCUUGACAUUCGCACUGCAUUUUUGAAUGCAGAGAUGGAGCAGUCACCAGAGGAGGAUCUGACGAUGAGAGACCUGAAGAUUCCUGCGACUUUGGAUGGCAGGAAGGAGAUGUUGGUCUUGAAGCAGAUGGAGUCAGAGCAGAACCUUUGGAAGGUGGUGAUCAAAAAGGAUGCGUUUCAAGAUGACUUGGAGGAGGAGCUGGUGUCAAAUGGCAGAGUUGUUGGGUUAGUCAUGACCAACGUGGAUGACAUUCUGGUCACUGGAAGAAGGGAUGUCAUGAAGGCGGUGACACAGCGUCUUCAAGAAACUUGGAGCACAUCAACCCCAGAGGAGAUUGGAGAAAGUCCUGUGAGGUUUUUGGGUGUCGAGAUCACCUGUUGCCAAACAGAGGGGGAGGAAACGAUGCAGUGGAACUUGAAUCAGCAGGCAUACACCAAGGAUUUGCUUGGAAGAUACGAAGAUGGUGAGAAGGUUCGGAAGAUCCCCAUCACGCGUGAUCAAGCUGCCAUGAACCCAGAUGUGACCCCGCCUUCAGCAGAAGGGAUCAAGGAGACAGCCAAGCAGAUGAGGCUGUACUUGAAAGGCACAGUGGAUGAAGGUUUGAAGUUUGAGGAGAAGCCUGGAGAUCCAAUCAACCUCUAUGUGUACUCAGACUCAAGCUUUGCUCCAGAAUCAGAUGAAUCGCAUGGCUCAUUCAUUGUCAUGGCGAAUGGGAAUUUGAUGUUUUGGAGGAGUGGCCGCCAAUCGGCCGUGACUUUGAGCACGGCAGAGUCUGAGCUCACAGAACUGGUGGAGGCGAUGGUGGCUGGAGAGUCAGUCUAUGUCAUCAUUGCUGAGCUGUUUGCAGAAGUCAGCCGCAUUGCUUUGUGCGACUCUCAAGCAACCCUGGCGAUCCUUGUGGCAGAGGGUGGCAGCUGGCGCACAAGGCAUUUGCGUUUGAGAUGGGCUUUCGCAAGACAGGCUGUCAUCAGAGGAGACUGGCAGGUGAGUCAUGUCCCUGGAGAGCGCAUGAUAGCCGAUUUGGGAACGAAGGCACUGGCAUCAACGAGGCUGCAGAUUCUCAAGGAAAUGCUUGGUAUGAAAAAGACUGGGCCUUUUGAGGAUGAAGCUGCAGAAAAGACAGAGGAGAAAGUGGAGAAGGUUUCUGCGUUGGUGCAGGGGUCGGAAGUGGCCACCAUGGCUUUGAGGCUGAUCACCAUGGCCGCUUCGCUGCAGAUGUCAAAAGCUCAGGAGGACGAGGAAGAAGAGUCGUCUGCCGAGUUCAACCAACUUGUGAUGAUCUACACCUUGCUGGUGGUGAUUUUUACUUUGGGCCUUCAAGCUCUGUGGAAGGUAGGAGUAAGCUCGAUCUGCAACAACUUGAGGAUUUGGUUGUUUGGCGGCGAGAGCCGAAGUCUCCCUGCGGAGCCCAAGGAGCCUGAAAUUAAGAGGCCAAACUUUGAGGAGCUGAGAAUGGGAUCAGCACCAACAGAAAGCCGCGUUGAGGACGGGUCGGGGCAGAGGGCCCUGGUCCAGCUCGCGCAGGCUGGCCGAGAGCGAGCUGUUGAGAUGACAGCUGCGCCCGGCCCAACAUCAAGGGCCGAUACGGCCGAACAUCCAGGCUGCGCUGAGGCCGGGUCGGGGCAGAGGGCCCUGGUCCAGCUCGCGCAGGCCGGCCGAGAGCGGGCUGCGCCCGGCCCAAUGCCAAAGGCCGCUACGGCCGACCAAUCAGGCCGCGCUGAGGACGGGUCGGGACAGAGGGUCCUGGUCCAGCUCGCGCAGGCCGGCCGGCGUGGAGCUGUAGAGGAGACAGCCGCGCCUGGCCCAAAUCAAAGACCAGGGCAGCCUUCGAGCUCUGGGUCAGAGCAGUCAUCGAGCUCUGGCAGUGGAUCAACAUCAGACAGCAUGGCCGAGAGAAUUCAGGCCACCAUCAGAACGAUUGCAGAAGAGGAGGUGCAGCUGUGGAGAGACUAUAGAAGCAUGGGGCGAUUCCCCUACAAGGAAAAGCGAGAAGAGGCGCUGGGCAUUUGCAGAGGAGGUGAGGAUGCCGCACGUGCCACAGACCCGCACUUCCUACACGUGCCGCCCCGGACGGAGGAGUUCACCCGAUGUUUCACGUGA